AUGGCCGCACGCAGUCUGGAACCCGCGGAAGCUGGAGUUCCUGAAGAGAAGGGCGCCCCCGAGCACGACGAGCAACAUUCCCGACCCAGCGAGGAUACCGACUCCCAAGCCUGGGAGCCUUUCGAUGACGACUUCGCCGAUCCCCCGGACGCGAGCUUACACGGCGACAGAGUCGGAAACGACGGCGACCUCGACCUCGACCUAGAGGACGGCUGGGUACGCAACCCCAACAACCCGGCAGAGAUGUCGCGAUGGACGGGCCAGCCCUCGAUCAAGGGCUCGUCAGAUGCAAUGCGCAUGAUCUUGCUCAACUUCUGCACGCUGGGUAUCACCUUUACAUGGGGAGUUGAGAUGACUUAUUGCACGCCCUACCUUUUGAGCCUCGGCUUGACCAAGAGUAAAACGUCUCUGGUAUGGAUUGCUGGACCAUUGUCCGGCCUCCUUGUUCAACCCAUCGUGGGUGCGAUCGCCGACGAGUCGAAAUCAAAAUGGGGCCGCCGGAGACCUUUCAUAGCCAUUGGGGCGGUAAUCGUGGCCCUGAGUCUUCUGCUACUGGGUUUCACGAAGGAGGUCGUGGGGCUCUUCAUUACCGACGAGGACACCUUGAAGACCCUGACGAUAUUGGUUGCCGUGCUAGCCAUCUAUGCGGUGGACUUUUCUAUCAAUGCAGUCAUGUCUGCGGCGAGGAGUCUCUUGGUGGACGUGUUACCCAUAUCAAAGCAGCAGGAUGGCGCAGCCUGGAAUAGCAGGAUGUCCGCCAUUGGCCACAUGAUUGGGUAUGCUGCAGGCGCCGUCGACUUGGGCUCGAUCUUUGGCAACUUCCUAGGUGAUACGCAGUUCAAGAAACUGACUGUAGUCGCUGCCUUUGGCAUACUCUCUUCUUCUCUAGUCACCUCCUGGGCUGUAACGGAAAGGAUUCUCGUCGACAUACGGAAAGACCCCCGUCAAGCAGGCGGGAAACUCAAGGUACUGCGGCAGAUCUGGUCAACGAUCUUGCACUUGCCGCCGCGCAUCCGUGCUAUUUGCCAUGCACAGUUCUGGGCCUGGAUCGGAUGGUUCCCAUUCCUCUUCUACAGCACAACCUGGGUUGGCGAGACUUACUUUCGAUACGACGUCCCACCGGAUGCUCAAAACUCCAAAGACACGUUGGGAGAGAUGGGUCGCAUCGGCAGUACUUCCUUGGUCAUCUAUUCCGUCAUUACCUUUCUCGGCGCCUGGCUUCUCCCUCUACUAGUCAAGAGCCCCGAGGACGACGGAUUUACCCACCGCCCACCACGGGCGAUCGCAGGCGUUAUGGAGAAGUUCCAGAAGUAUAGACCUGAUCUGUUGACGACCUGGAUGAUUGCACAUGGCAUGUUUGCCUGUGCCAUGUACUUGGCGCCCUUUGCGAAUAGCUUCAGGUUUGCGACUGUGCUAGUCUGUAUUUGCGGACUCCCAUGGACUGUCGCAAUGUGGGCACCGGUGACGUUCCUCGGCAUCGAAGUCAACAGGCUCAGCGGCGCCAACGAAGCUACCGCAUCGUAUCGCCGUCUCUCCAAUGAGUCUGUCGAAAUGUCAAACUUGAACGGCGAUACUGAUGCUUCCCACCUCGAGAACGGAGUCGAUGAGGCCGCGGCGAGCGGUAAGACGAGCUCAACGGGAGAGCUGUCGGGUAUCUACUUUGGUAUCUUGAACAUCUACACGACGAUUCCUCAGUUCAUCGGCACUUUUAUCAGCACCAUUGUCUUCGCCAUCUUUGCCCCCGGCACCAGUCGGGAGCUCCAUGGCGGCUCAGGGGACGACGACAAGCCCCCAGCUGCGGAUGGACCGAAUGCCAUCUCGAUUUGCUUGUUUAUAGGUGCCGUUAGUGCCACUGUCGCGAUAUUUGCGACAAGGAAGCUCAAAUACCUAUAG
Messenger RNA from Neoarthrinium moseri, 1893 nucleotides. RefSeq lists its product as uncharacterized. Gene Ontology annotation, molecular function: sucrose:proton symporter activity. Gene Ontology annotation, cellular component: membrane. Bases 1 to 1893 code for a protein of 630 amino acids. The transcript is spliced from 5 exons. NCBI's taxonomy places the organism in Eukaryota, Fungi, Ascomycota, Sordariomycetes, Amphisphaeriales, Apiosporaceae. The record is from RefSeq and is a predicted model, not a curated record.